UGACAACGUUGAAAUGACUACACGUGAUUACAAAAGUGACUGCAUAAUUUUUGAUGAUAGUUAUGAAGGAUAUUCAGCGAAGAAUUUCACUUUACCAGAAAUCUAUGAAAAACAUAUUUCAACAAUUUUGGUUCCAAGUGGAAUGAUUGAGAAUCGUUUGGAAAGAAUGUCUAUUGAUAUACUGAGUGAUUAUGAGAAAUCUGGUGUACAAUCUGUCUACGUGAUUUGUAUAUUGAAAGGAGGUUUCAAAUUUGCUUCCGACUUAUUCAAAGCAUUACAAGAGUAUUCAUUUACACGUCGAAAUUACAUAAAAGUUAGUAUCGACUUCGUCGCUGCAAGUACAUACGUUGAUGAUUCAGUAGGUCAUGAUACCAAAAUCACUCCGUGUACAAAUAUGGAGAAGUUCAGAGAUAAGGACGUACUCAUUGUGGAAGAUAUGGUUGACACGGGCACAAGUUUAAACGAACUGGAGAGAUUUGUGAAGAAAUACGAACCGAAAUCUGUUCGUUCAGCAUGUUUAUUAGUCAAAAGAAUUACGAAUCCCAUUGAAGAAAUACCACCAAAUAGUUCAUUUUCCUGUUUAUCUCUAUGAUGUUGGCUUCGAAGUACCGAAUGUAUUCAUAGUUGGUUAUGGUAUCGACUACAACGAUCGCUUCCGUGAAUUGCCACAUGUCUGUGCAGUGAACGAUGAAGGUAAACGUGAAUUCCUUGGCAAAGGUUAACAUCUCUCUCGAGCUUCGUUUAACCGUGUAUUAACCGAGUAAAUGAUCAGAUUCGUGUCGAACGUUCCAUCUUUCAAUGUCACCACGUAUACAUUAAAGAAAAUGUAUAUUUUAUACAGAAGAGAAUUUAUUUUGUACUAUUUUUGCAAAAAUAUUUGUUUUGACAGAUA
This is a messenger RNA of Schistosoma bovis, 892 nucleotides long. The record is from the annotation of a GenBank genome assembly. NCBI's taxonomy places the organism in Eukaryota, Metazoa, Platyhelminthes, Trematoda, Strigeidida, Schistosomatidae.